This is a messenger RNA of Puntigrus tetrazona (Sumatra barb), 1194 nucleotides long. RefSeq names its product glial cell derived neurotrophic factor b (gene gdnfb). Lineage: Eukaryota; Metazoa; Chordata; Actinopteri; Cypriniformes; Cyprinidae. Gene Ontology annotation, biological process: positive regulation of branching involved in ureteric bud morphogenesis; peripheral nervous system development; negative regulation of neuron apoptotic process. The record is from RefSeq and is a predicted model, not a curated record. The transcript has 3 exons. The coding region runs from base 214 to 765 and encodes 183 amino acids. Gene Ontology annotation, molecular function: receptor tyrosine kinase binding; glial cell-derived neurotrophic factor receptor binding; growth factor activity.
GAUCACGUCUCUGCGUGCGAAACUGAUGCAGUCCGUGAGAGAGGGUCCCUGACCGAAGAACGCGAGAGUCAGAUGCAAGGAUAUAUAGAUAAUAUGCACGGGUUUUUAUUUGAUAAAUGUUUUCAGAAAGAACCUUUAGCGCUGUUAUGAUCAGUGCUGAUGGCUGGAUACACAGAGCUGAGCUCAGGCUCUGUGAGCUGAGGAGAGGGUAAGAUGAAGGUCUGGGGUGUGAUGCUGGUGUGCGCUCUGACGCUGAGCUGCGCGUCCUCCGUCCCGAACUCUCAAAGACCCCGGGACCUACAGAGGACGCCGUACAAACAUCUGCAGCCAAGGAGUCACUCAGACAGCUUUCCCGCACCACGCUCAGCCUUCACCCACAGACCCAAGAGAUCUCCAAAACAGAGAGGUUUCCUUCGUAACAAGAUGGACAGAAAGAGACCGAGUCGUGACGAGAGAGAGAAGGGCAAAGCAAGAGCGUGCGCACUGAGACAAGUCCAGCUGAAAGUGUCCGAUCUGGGUCUGGGCUACCGGAGUCAGGAGGAGCUGAUAUUCAGUUACUGCAGCGGUGUGUGUAUGAACUCCCUCACGAACUACGACAAAAUCCUCACCGGCCUCGCCGGCACCGGCAGAGACAUUCUGCGCAGCUCUCCUCCCACCGCCUGCUGUCGACCCGUCGAAUACGACGACGACCUGUCCUUUCUGGAUGACAACCUCGUAUACCACACCAUGAAGAGGCACUCGGCACGGAAAUGCGGCUGCGUCUGAGCGACUGGGAUGGACAAUGACACCAGACGGGAAAAAUCAAUAGAAACUAUUUCAUGUGUGAGAAUGGCUCGGUCUGGAGAAUCAUUUCUCUAAGAAGAUACAGGGUGAGGUGUUGCAAGAUUUUCAAAAAUGGGACAUGCACGCUCAGAAAAAAAAAAAAGCUGCAACUGGGGUGCUACAAUAGGAUACAAAAGCUAAAAUGUGUGCGUACGUACACUUUAGGUACUAAUGGGACUCUGGGCCAUAUUAGUCAUAUGCAUUGCUAAGAAAUUCAUUUCCACUUUUACUUAACAUUUAUCCCCCAGAUUUUCAAAUAUUGUCCAGUGCUAACAAACCAUAUAUCAGUUGAGUAAAUCAAUUCAAAAAGAUUUGACCCUUAGGACUGGUUUUGUGGUUCAGGGUCAGGUUAAGAAAGACAGGAUAUUUUGU